AUGAACACGCUAGGCGUGAAUGUGGGCGGUGGUGGUAAUACUUUGGAAGAAGCAUUAGCUAUGGUUGAAAACAACCAUAAAGAUUUAAGUAAAAUAUUUAUAGCGACUCCAGAUCCAAAUGUACUGACUGACGAUGAUUCUGGUGAUAAGGAAGGAGGACUAGUUGAUAACUUAAUCGGUAGACAAUUACGUGAGGAACUAAAGAGAAGGCAGAGAAGUUUACGUGAUUCUUAUGUCCUAUAUAUAAGAGUAAUUAAAACAAGAAACGAACAAGCUGCACAAAAUAAAAUAUGGCAAUGGGCUGAAAGUAUGAAAAUGUUCCAACCUUUCUUGAUUUUUGCUAAAACCUUUUCGAAUGUACCGAUAUUUGCGACUCAAUUAGAGUCUGUAACUGAAAAAGAUAAUGGUGUAGAUGUUUCUGGUAACGAGGAGAGUGAAUUUAGUGAUCUAUUUGAAGUACUGUUACCUACAGAACAUAAAAAAAUCUACUUGUGCUGA
Messenger RNA from Diabrotica balteata, 498 nucleotides. The record is from the annotation of a GenBank genome assembly. NCBI's taxonomy places the organism in Eukaryota, Metazoa, Arthropoda, Insecta, Coleoptera, Chrysomelidae.